This is a messenger RNA of Teleopsis dalmanni, 3008 nucleotides long. RefSeq names its product venom dipeptidyl peptidase 4. Lineage: Eukaryota; Metazoa; Arthropoda; Insecta; Diptera; Diopsidae. Bases 615 to 2852 code for a protein of 745 amino acids. The record is from RefSeq and is a predicted model, not a curated record. Gene Ontology annotation, molecular function: serine-type peptidase activity; dipeptidyl-peptidase activity. Gene Ontology annotation, biological process: proteolysis. The transcript is spliced from 10 exons.
UAGCGCAAGAAGUUGCCCAGCUUAUGAUUUAACAAGUAUAUUUAAAUUCAUUUUUAACAAGACAACAACAAAAGCUAGAGAUUCACUCGCAACAGGCGGCAAUUGCAAACAAGAACUUAACAAAAAUAAAAUAAAAUAAAAUUAUAAUCACAAAACAAAAACAAGAACAGCAGAAACAAAAAAGAAAAAAAACAAGAACAAAAACAAAAGCAGUAACAGUAAGAGCAACAACAAUUAUUCAAAUACAAUAUUAACAAUAACAAGAAGAAAUAUUAAUUGAGAUUUGAUAUCGAUAUCGAUGCUGCUAGUAAAUUAGACGUCAGCUGCCCAAAGUUUUAACACCACACGCUUCCACAAUGCUUUUGAUAAAGUUUUAACGCAGCUUUGCUCAAUUGCCCGUAUAAACAAUACCAAUAACAAUUCAAAGGUACAAAUGCCCGGCUAGUUAAAAUAGUAGCAGAGCAGAGAAAUAGCGGCAGAGCAUUAGCAGUGCCAAUGACAGCGAAGCGCCAAAGCAGCGAUGUCAGUAGCACUUGUUGUUAAAAGUUUAAAUACAUAAUAAACAACCAAAUUAUCAACCAAAAUUGUUUGUCAACCGUUCGUGUGAAUAAAAAAUGUUUUGGACGCGGCUUUUGGCAAUCUUGUUUGCCAUUGGCUUGGCUAACGCUGGAGUAGUGAGGCAGAAAGAAGGGCGCGCUGUCAAAGAACCGUGGGAACUGUUAGAGGCAUUAUCAGCGAAUUCACAAAUACGCAGUUUUGGUGGUACAUGGAUAACGGAUGACGAAUUCUAUUAUACUGCAUCAGACAAAUCAAUACAUAAAUACAAUGCCGCCAACACUUUGGAUACAGUUUUUGUGACUUCAGAUUUUUUGGAAAAAUACUCAAGUGGUAGUACUUUCACAUUGUCGCCAGACAAUAAAAAAAUUUUGGUGCGUUAUGAUGUAGAAGAAAUCUUCAGACACUCUUUGAUAGCCAAAUAUGACGUUUUCGAUAUUGAAACUAAAAACUCUAUCAACAUAAAUAAUGGCGAAAAACUACAAUAUUGCACUUGGUCACCAAUCAAAGACCGACUUUCCUUUGUAUAUGACAACAAUGUAUACAUACAUUUUGAAGAAAAUCUUGAGACACCUAUCACAUCCGAAGGUAAAAAUGGUAUUAUUUAUAAUGGCAUACCCGAUUGGGUAUAUGAAGAGGAGGUCUUGAGUAGCGGUAGUGCAAUGUGGUGGUCGUCUGAUGGGUUAAAAUUAGCUGUAGGCGUUUUUAAUGACACCAAUGUGCAAUCAUUUAAAUAUUUUCUAUACGGUGAAGCAGAGGAUAUGGAAUACCAAUAUCCCAAAGAAGUCGAUUUGAAAUAUCCGAAACCCGGUACUGAAAAUCCAGCAGUAGCUCUGCGUAUCUUUGAUUUUAGUAAAGUAGAACCAACAUCAGUGAGAAUAACCGCACCCAUCGAUAUUGUAUCACCCGAUCAUAUUUUACAAAAUGUUGCUUGGUCUAGCAAGCAAGAAAUAUUGGUUACUUGGCUCAAUCGCAGACAAAAUAUUUCUUCCAUACAAUCAUGCUCAAUUGAUGGUGCAUGUAGAGAGGUUAAACGUAUUGAAGAACCCAAUGGUUGGAUAAGCAUGAGUACACCACGUUGCUUAGAGAGCGGAAACAAUUGUUUGUUUGCGAAUUGGAUUGGUAAUUGGUACCAAGUGUGGAACUUAGAUUUGCAGACUGGUGAAAAUGUUUGGAAAUCUCGCGGUAAUUUUACUGUUUUGCAUGUUUAUGGAUAUGAUGAAAAGAAUGAUAUACUUUAUUAUCAGGCUACUUUGCCAAGCCAUCCUGAAGUUUUUCAUAUUUUCGGUAAUAAUGAGUGUUUGAGUUGCAACUUACAGGACGUUGAUGGUGUUGAUUGCCGCGCAGCAUCCGCUUCGUUCAGUAAAGGUUUUUCUCAUUAUGCUAUUAACUGUUAUGGACCAAAUCCAAGCUUUACCAAAAUAUUCAGAGCAAAGGAUCGUGUUGAAAUAAAAGACUGGGAAACAAAUGCAGCAUUCCGCCAGAAACUUGAGACUAAAUUGCGUCCAAUUGUUAAGUUUGUAAAUGUUACAUUAGCCGAUGGAUCGACUGGUAUAGCAAAACUACAACUACCGCCAAGUUUCAAUGACACCCUAAAAUAUCCAAUGAUUGUUUACGUAUACGGAGGUCCAAAUUCUGUACGUGUUGGAAAUAGUUUCACAGUUGGGUUUGAUGGUUACAUGACGACUAAACGUGAAGUAAUCUAUGCAAUAAUAGAUGGUCGUGGCACUGGUAAUAAGGGUAAAGAAUUAUUAUUUUCUGUUAAUAAUAAUUUGGGCGAGCAUGAAGUCGAGGACCAGAUUUAUGUUACAAACCACCUGAUCGAACAAUUUCCAUACAUUGAUAAACAUCGUAUUGGCAUUUGGGGCUGGAGUUAUGGUGGCUAUAUGACCGCAAAAACUUUAGGUGAAGACACUGCAGGUGUAUUCCAGUGUGGUAUCUCAGUUGCUCCUGUAACUUCAUGGCUGUAUUAUGAUACAAUUUAUACUGAGCGAUAUAUGGGACUGCCAACACCUGAAGAUAACUUGGAAAAAUACAAAGAAAGUAGUGUUUUGCAACAAAUUGAGAAUUUCCGUAAUCACGAUUUUCUAUUAAUUCAUGGUUCUGGAGAUGAUAAUGUACACUAUCAACAAUCAUUGAUGUUAGCUAAGGUUUUGCAACACAAUGACAUACUCUUUGAAGAAAUGACUUAUACUGAUGAAAAUCAUUCCAUCGGCAAUUUCCAGCCACAUUUGUAUCACACAAUGGAACAAUUUUGGAACAACUGCCUAGGCUUGGAUGAUAUAAUUGAGGAGUAAGAAGUGUGACAAGUGCAACGUCUAAAAAUAUUUAAUUCUCUAUUGUUUUAAGUAUGUUUGUACGUGCAAGUGAUGUAAUGUUUGUUUAAAAGUAUUAAUGCCAACUAAAUGUAAAUAUAUGUUUUUGUAAUAUAUUUAUAAUAAAGUCUUAAUUUU